AUGGGCCAGCUGCAGGUCUGGCUUGCUGUCCUGGCUGGGCUCUCCAGCAUGACGGCUCAGGAAGACCUGUACCGAAAAGUGUUUGUCUUCCGGAAGGACCCCAGCGAUGCCUACGUGGUGCUGAGGGCCAAGCUCGAGCAGCCGCUGCAGAACUUCACCGUGUGCCUGCGGUCCUAUACUGAGCUGAUCCGGCCCUACAGCCUCUUCUCCUACGCCACCAAGGCACAGGACAAUGAAAUCCUUCUGUUCAAGCCCAAGCCUGCCGAGUAUCGGUUCUAUGUGGGGGGCAAGUUUGUCACCUUCCGUGUCCCCGAGGGCCGCGGGGGCUGGGAGCACGUCUGUGCCAGCUGGGAGUCAGCCACGGGCAUCGCCGAGUUUUGGCUCAAUGGGAAGCCCUGGCCCCGCAAGGGACUGCAGAGAGGCUACACAGUGGGGGCAGAGGCAGCCAUCCUGCUGGGGCAGGAGCAGGAUGCCUUUGGGGGCAGCUUUGAUGUCUACAACUCCUUCUCAGGCGAGCUGGCCGAUGUCUACCUGUGGGAUGUGGGGCUGUCCCCGAACAAGAUGCGAGCUGCCUACCAGUCCCUACGCCUGCCGCCCGCCAUCCUGGCCUGGAACAGCCUGAGCUAUGAAGUGAAGGGUGAUGUGGUGGUGAAGCCUUGGCUCCAAGAGACACUAAGGCCAUGA
Chaetura pelagica (chimney swift) is the source of this 684-nucleotide messenger RNA. RefSeq names its product serum amyloid P-component-like. The record is from RefSeq and is a predicted model, not a curated record. Lineage: Eukaryota; Metazoa; Chordata; Aves; Apodiformes; Apodidae. Gene Ontology annotation, biological process: innate immune response. Gene Ontology annotation, molecular function: complement component C1q complex binding. Bases 1 to 684 code for a protein of 227 amino acids. The transcript is spliced from 2 exons.